UCUAUGCGCGUAAAUAGUGACUUUUUCUCAAUGACGUGUUGCGCAUGAUCUGAAUAUUGGAAAGCAGAAGGAGAAACUGGAACUAAACACCGUGACACCGCAAACAUACACGCCUAAAAAUGAAACAAAGUCUUACCUCUUCUGGAACUGGUGUGUGAACUCAAUUCUGCAAUGAAAGGAGACAUUGAGCCUUCGUGUGUGAAAACAUAAAAAUAACUGUAUGCAUUAAAAAAAUUCCAAAUCGUGUCUUGUAUGACAGUCUGAGCAGAGGCUGCACAACACAUGAUUGACGGCGGGGGUUUUGGUGUUUCUGUCUGCGGUCGGCUCUCUCAUUGGCUGACAACAUCCACAGCCAGGAAUGCAGCUCUGAGAUUGGCUGCGAGUCCUCGCCAGCUGUACUUCAAAGAACACGCUCUCUACAACUAGGUAGUGUUUGGAGCAGCGAGCCAAGAGAGAAACCGUGUGACCCGAGUCAAACACGGUGAGGCUGAAGCAGGUUGGAGCCGUUCAGCGUUGAAACAGCGAACUCUCUCAUCACAGCACAGACCCUGGAUAUGGCUACGUCUAUACUUGGGGAAGAGCCACGGUUUGGAACUACACCUCUAGCGAUGCUGGCUGCAACUUGCAACAAAAUUGGCAACACCAGUCCUCUUACAACUUUACCUGACUCCAGCGCUUUCUCCAAAGGUGGAUUUCACCCGUGGAAGAGAUCCUCUUCCAGCUGUAACCUGGGAUCCAGUCUGCCCGGCUUCACAGUAGCAACGAGCCGCGCGUCUACGGGAUUAACACCGACCGGCGGCACCGGCAACAGCGCCUUCUGCUUAGCCUCCACCUCCCCGACCUCCUCUGCGUUUUCCACUGAGUACAGCGGGCUGUUUUCCAACUCCGCGAGCGUCACAUCCCAGGAGACCGGACAGUCAGCUUUUAUCUCCAAAGUCCACACUUCAGCAGAGACUCUAUACCCGCGCGUGGGGAUGGCGCACCCGUACGAGUCGUGGUACAAGUCCGGUUUCCACUCCACCAUCUCUGGAGAUGUUGCCAACGGUGCGUCCUCGUGGUGGGACGUCCACACUAAUCCUGGGUCGUGGCUCGAUGUCCAAAACCCAGCGGGCACCCUCCAGACCUCACUGCACUCCGGGACGCCUCAAGCCAUCCACUCCCAGCUGAGCGGCUACAACCCGGACUUCUCCUCGCUGACGCACUCGGCGUUCAGCUCCACGGGGAUCAGCCCUUCUGCGUCCCACCUCCUGUCCACCAGUCAGCACCUGCUAACGCAGGACGGCUUCAAAACUGUCAUCCCUACUUACACAGACGCUUCCGCUGCCAACGCCAUGAUUUCUGGGGGCAGUUCAGGAAUAAGUAGCUCCUCCAGGUCGUCCAGGAGGUACUCCGGCAGAGCAACAUGUGACUGUCCGAACUGCCAGGAAGCCGAACGGCUGGGACCCGCCGGGGCCAGCCUGCGAAGGAAAGGACUCCACAGCUGCCACAUUCCCGGCUGCGGUAAAGUGUACGGGAAGACUUCUCACCUGAAGGCGCAUUUGAGGUGGCACACCGGCGAGCGGCCUUUUGUCUGCAACUGGCUUUUCUGUGGCAAAAGGUUCACGCGGUCAGAUGAGCUGCAGAGACACCUGCGCACCCACACCGGCGAGAAACGGUUCGCGUGUCCGGUGUGCAACAAGCGCUUUAUGCGGAGUGACCAUUUGAGCAAGCACAUCAAAACUCACACGGCCGGAGGAGGAGGCAAAAAGGGCAGCGACAGUGACACCGACACCAGUAACCUGGAGACCCCGAGGUCCGAGUCUCCUGAACUUAUUUUGGAUGGGGUGAAUCCCAGAAUCACUGUAAAGGAUCCGUCUCCUCACGACGAGCCCUAAUGAGGCUCCACCAAAAUAAAACUUAAAAAACUG
Messenger RNA from Notolabrus celidotus (New Zealand spotty), 1907 nucleotides. It is a transcript of the gene sp9, whose product is annotated as sp9 transcription factor. Gene Ontology annotation, molecular function: RNA polymerase II cis-regulatory region sequence-specific DNA binding; DNA-binding transcription factor activity, RNA polymerase II-specific. The record is from RefSeq and is a predicted model, not a curated record. The transcript is spliced from 2 exons. Gene Ontology annotation, biological process: regulation of transcription by RNA polymerase II. NCBI's taxonomy places the organism in Eukaryota, Metazoa, Chordata, Actinopteri, Labriformes, Labridae. Bases 555 to 1874 code for a protein of 439 amino acids.